Messenger RNA from Leucoraja erinaceus (little skate), 2789 nucleotides. It is a transcript of the gene lrrc69, whose product is annotated as leucine rich repeat containing 69. The record is from RefSeq and is a predicted model, not a curated record. Gene Ontology annotation, molecular function: protein binding. The transcript has 8 exons. Lineage: Eukaryota; Metazoa; Chordata; Chondrichthyes; Rajiformes; Rajidae. The coding region runs from base 48 to 1079 and encodes 343 amino acids.
GGGGGCGCGCCCCGCCGUCGCCAUGGAGACGCGCCGGCCGCUGGGCCAUGGCGGACUCGCUGGUGCUGCGGGCGCUGCGGGGCAACGCGCGGCACCUGGACCUGGGCGGCAAGAAGCUGCGGCGGGUGCCGAAGGCGGUGGGCCGGCUGCAGGCGCUGACCCGGCUCCAGCUGAGGAAUAACCUCAUUACCGAGCUGCCGGCGGAGCUGCAGGCACUCGACAACUUGACUGAUCUCAACCUGGGAAAUAACUCACUUGAAGCACUUCCAGAAGUUCUGAAGCAUCUAACACAAUUAAAGAAGCUACAUCUGUUUGGUAACAAACUAGGCAAUUUGUCACCAAGUGUGUUAGAGGGCUUAGGAAACUUAGUUUUCUUGAAUCUGAAUGACAACAAGCUGACAACUCUGCCUGCUGAAAUGGACAGGCUGUUGGAACUCAAGUAUCUUUACGUCAACAACAAUCAACUGGGUAGCAUUCCGAACAAACUUUGUCUCCUGCAGCAUCUUUGUGAGCUGCACUUAGCAAACAAUAACCUUAGAUUACUUCCACAUGAUAUUGGAUAUUUGACUAACCUAAAGAAGCUUUCUCUGCCAAGAAACCAAAUCGAGGAGCUUCCAGAAGAAUUGAGCAAACUAUGCAAUUUAAAAGUUCUCGAUGUGGCUGGAAAUCUGUUAACUAUCUUUCCAACAAAGUUGUUGGAGCUGAAAUUGGAUGAACUUUACUAUGAGCAGAAUCCACUGUUGGAAAAAAAUCUGAUUUCAUCAGCACAACAAAAUGAAGUUUUAUCUCUUCAGGAGAUUACAGCAAGAUAUAUCAUGGAUGAGAUGACGAGCAAUACAAUAAAUUCCAUUUUUAAACAUUACUCGGAAGUGAAAAAGAUAUUGGAAAAUGCGAGCAAGUGUGCUGUAUGUGGAAAAAGUUUUCUCAACACAUGGCUUGAAUGUGUGACGUUUGUUGAUCUAACACGGAAAAUUAGAAUGACCAGUUCCACACGUGUUAUCCCGGUCCGAGCCUUCCUUUGUUCAUAUAGUUGUUUCAAUGAACCAGGCCACCACUACUAUGGGAUAGCGACACCAUAAUACAGGAUAAUGACUAUUAAUAAAGUGAAGAGAGAGUUCAAGAAAGUUGCAGAGUGGUUAAUUGUCAUAUGUAGUGACAAUGGAAGAAUGCAAUUCCUACUUGCAACGCAACGAUGAAAAACAUUGUAGUUGUGAACUGUUUAUUAAAUACUGUCAUGGUGGAGCAGAGGGCGGACACGGUGGCGCAGCGGUAGAGUUGCUGCCUUACAGCGAAUUGCAGCGUCGGAGACCCGGGUUUGAUCCUGACUAUGUGUGCUGUCUGUACGGAGUUUGUACGUUCUCCCCUGCAUGGGUUUUCUCCGAGAUCUUCGGUUUUCAUCCACAGUCCAAAUACGUAUAGGUUUGUAGGUUAAAGCCCUGUCCCAAGGUACGAGUUCAUUCCAAGAGCUCUCCCGGGUUUAAAAAAAAUCAAACUCGUGGUAACCACGGAGAAUGAAGGUAGCGGGUACGUCGGAGCUCGGGACGUCUCUCAGCGGCUAGUAACGCUAACGCCAGGUACUCGGGAAGACUCAAUAAUGGCAGGUAAGCACAGGAAGACUCGUGAAGAUUUUUCAACACGUUGAAAAAUGUCCACGAGAGCCGAGUACCGUCGAGUGGCCAUUACCGUAAAUCUCCGAGUUCGAAUCAGGGCAAAGUCGGGAGAGCUCUUGGAAUGAACUUGCACCGUGGGACAGGGCUAAUAAUCGGCUUGAUAAAUGUAAAAAAUGUCCCUAGUGGGUGUAGGAUAGUGCUAAUGUGCGGGGAUCGCUGGGCGGCACGGACCCGGUGGGCCAAAGGACCUAUUUCCACGCAAUCUCUAAAACUAAAACUAAAAUACAAUUAAGAUCAUAAUUCUAAAUAAUAACAAGGGGAAGUUCAUAAAGAUGAAGUCCAGGUUGUUCUUACGUAUUCACCAAAUGGCAAACAGGCUGUUUCAAAGAUGCACACAAAAUGCUGGAGUAACUCAGCGGGACAGGCAGCAUCUCUGGAGAGAAGGAAUGGGUGACGUUUCGGGUCCAGGCCCAUCUUCAGACUGAGGGUCAGGGGAGAGGGAGACACAGAGAUGAGGAAGUGUAAGGUGUAACGAGACAUCAAAAGAGAUGAAGGGUCCAGGACAUUUUUUAAUAGAUCAUUUUUAGCUAGGAGAAGGUGACAACGAAGCAUACAGAGAUAACAUUUAAUCAAGCGGUCAGGCUGGUCGGAGAACUAGGAAAGGGGAGCGAUGUCCCAUUCUACACCGUGUUUGGCCCAUAUCCCCCUAAACCUGUCCCACCCUUGUACCUGUCUAAAUGUUUCUUAAAUGUUGCGACAGUGCCUGCCUCAACUCGUUCCACACACCCACCACUCAGUGUGUAAAGGUUACCCCUCAGGUUCCCAUUCAAUCUUUCCCCCCUCACCUUAAACCUAUGUUCUCUGGUUCUUGAUUCCCCUACUCUGGGCAACAGACUUUGUGUGUCUACCCGAUCUAUUCCUUCCCCAAGGGUUUUGUAUACCUCUACAAGCAAAGGAGAACGGUGAGUAAGGUGGUGAAAAAAUCCUAGCGAUAUUUUGUGCUAAUUUUAAAACAACACAAACCGGAAGAGGACAAGAUGAGAGUUUUAGUAAUAGGAUAGAUAGAUAGAUAGAUAGAUAGAUAGAUAGAUAGAUAGAUAGAGAGAGAUAGAUAGAGAGAGAGAUAGAUAGAUAGAUAGAUAGAUAGAUAGAUAGAUAGAUAGAUAGAUAGAUAGAUAG